AUUGGCGGUUAAGGGUUUUCAAGGCCACCUUAUUGUCUUCCGAAGGUUAUUAGUGGGUUAUAGUCUCUUCUCCAGUUACAGCAUAUUUGAAAUGGGUUAACAAUUAUCUGUCAUAUACAAUUUACAAUUUAACUUAAAUGAUCACUGAUAACUCCGGAAAAUCACAUGAUAUCUUGCUCUCUAACGAAAAGUUCGAUCCGAUCGAGUUGGAAAAUCGAUAUGUUCAUCAAGUAUAUGAUGUGAUAGCCUCUGAGUUCAGUUCUACUCGACAUUCACCUUGGCCUAGUGUUGUGAAAUUUAUUGAAGCACAAUCACCGGAUAGCCUUGGUGUUGACGUAGGUUGUGGAAAUGGAAAAUAUCUUACUGCAUCAUCAAAACAUUAUGCUGCUAUGAAAGCUAGCACUUCAUCAACUAGUGUACAGUGCGAAAGUAUAGUUCCCACUUCUAAUUUCAUUCCUAUCGCUGCUAUGGAGAGAAGCCCCAAACUAGCAGAGAUUGUAUAUAACAGAGGCUUCGAUGUAGUCAUAGGUGACAUACUACGAAUACCUUAUUGUUCAGAACGUUUUGAUUUUUUUCUAUGCAUAGCUGUUAUUCAUCAUUUAUCCACUAUGGCUAGGCGUAUAGAAGCAGUUAAUGAGUUGGCUCGUAUUCUACGCGUUGGAGGUCGAGGGUUAAUACAAGUUUGGGCUAAAGAACAACGUGGUAUUUCAAAAUCUGAACCGUCAUAUUACGUUAAUCGUAAGACAAAAACUGUUUGUAACGUCAACGAUUCUCCAGAAUCACUCUCGAAAAUCGUUGAAGCUGUCCCUGGUACCUAUUUACCUUUACACGUCAAUGGUACAGAAUUUCAAAAUACAGAUAUGUUAGUUCCUUGGAAGAAAAAAAACUACACGGUGACCGAUCAGUUGAAAGAGUCUAAUCAACCAUUACCCAAUUCAAUGUAUGGUCGUUAUUAUCACUUAUUUGUUAUGGGAGAAUUGGAUGACCUAAUAUCAAAAGUACCUGCUCUAAAAAUUGACAAAUCUUUCUACGAACAAGGAAAUUGGGUUGUACAUGUAACAAAAGUUGUAUAAAUAUCGUAAAUAUGCGUAAUACUGAGAUGUCAACAUAAAUAUAGGUGAAGUAUUUUUAAUGGACAAUGAUGAUGAUGCCGAUGAUGGUGGUGAUGAUGACGAUGAUGAUAAAUAACGUGAUUCCAAUUCUUUGAAGGUUGUUUCAAGUAUCCUAACACCGAUAUGAAUAAAAGUAACAAACAAUAUAAGUGUUAAGUUUGUUUUACAUUGUUCCUGCUCAUUCCUUUCCUACUCUUUUGUAUGUUGUUUAUACUACUUAUUUAUAUUCAGUAAGCAGUUGUAUGCCCAACAAUUUUCACAAUCAUGUUGUAACUCAGGUUGUACUGUAACAUUCUGAAAUGUUCACAUAUAUCUUUAACGUUUAUUUUACUUAUCAUUAAAUUUAUCAUUAUAAUCACUGUAAUUUAAUUGCUGUAACGGUUAUCCACAGUUUUAUGCAUUUGUUUAAACGCAACAGUUUCCAUAUUGUUUGCUCUUGGUUCGAGUUUCGGUUGUUCAUAAAAACUGUUAUCAAAUUUAGACACAGCUAUCGGCUGUCUUUGGACUAUCGUAUGUUGUAAUCAUUCUUUAUGUUACUCUUACAGGAAGCCUUUGCUAUUUUCAUUCUUGAACGACGCGUUUAAACGCCUAGACACCUCACAAGUUGAGGUUUGUAACUAAAUUUUGUGUAUUAUUUAAUAAAGAACCGCUUUUGUAGAC
Messenger RNA from Schistosoma curassoni, 1772 nucleotides. Lineage: Eukaryota; Metazoa; Platyhelminthes; Trematoda; Strigeidida; Schistosomatidae. The record is from the annotation of a GenBank genome assembly.